GUGAGAAGUUACGUCAUCACGUUUUAAAAGGAGAGCGCGCAUUGCGUCGUUUUUUUUUUUUUUGAAGGUAGCGCGAGACCUCUCCAAGUCAAACCGACGGUCGUAUUAUAGAUUAUAACCUCCUGAGAAAACGGUCUCUAUCAUGGACGCUUCAUCUCCGCUGCCCGAGCUGCCUCAGGAAAGCAUUGAGGACGUGUUAGAGCUGACCAAGGACUUGGAGAUUAUUAUAGACGCCGUUGAAAAUAUGUCAGUGCAGCUGACUUGGAUGGGUUAUGACAUGGUGGCAGUGCGGACCAGUCCUGAGCUUGGGGUCUCCAUGCAGAAACUGGAAGAAGCCUUUCAUAGAUGUAAAGCUUUUAUCUGUGGAGACCAAGAGCCUACUGCCACAACACCUACACGGAUGUAAUAUUAGACAUUUCUGAGUACUGCACUGAGAAUGAGUGAAAAGGGCUGAUAAAGUUUGUAAAUAUUGUUUUAAAGUAAAUGCUGAAAGCACUGUUUUCAUUAUAACCUUACUGUGGAUAAAGCAGGUUUUUGGACUGAUUUCUGCUCUCUGACUGUUUGCUGUAAAACAGAAUGUUUAAUUCACAAAUGCGAAGCAUGCGCCUCUUUUUGUUGUUUGUUGUAUUAGCAUGGCCUGCAGAUUUGUUUGUUUUGAAGUUUGGAAGAGUUCUGAUCUAUUAGGCUGUUAAAUUGUACAAUUAAAAAAUGUAAAAUGAGAA
Centropristis striata (black sea bass) is the source of this 722-nucleotide messenger RNA. It is a transcript of the gene syce3, whose product is annotated as synaptonemal complex central element protein 3. Gene Ontology annotation, biological process: spermatogenesis; reciprocal meiotic recombination; synaptonemal complex assembly. Bases 143 to 406 code for a protein of 87 amino acids. The transcript has 3 exons. Lineage: Eukaryota; Metazoa; Chordata; Actinopteri; Perciformes; Serranidae. The record is from RefSeq and is a predicted model, not a curated record.